Messenger RNA from Ricinus communis (castor bean), 1147 nucleotides. Its product is annotated as two-component response regulator ORR9-like. The transcript is spliced from 5 exons. Lineage: Eukaryota; Viridiplantae; Streptophyta; Magnoliopsida; Malpighiales; Euphorbiaceae. Gene Ontology annotation, biological process: phosphorelay signal transduction system; cytokinin-activated signaling pathway. The record is from RefSeq and is a predicted model, not a curated record. Bases 265 to 1059 code for a protein of 264 amino acids.
AGUAGUAGUGGUUGUACCAACAUGGCAAGAGAGAAUCUAGGGAGAGAUCAUAUCAUCAGCUAAAAAACACACAAAUCUCUCCUUCCCUUUCUUCCUUCUUUUCCCUGCAAGAAAAUUACAUUGCCUACUAUUCUUCUUGUUGAAAAAUACAAAAUAAAGAAAAAAGAAGACUUAAUUAUAACAUGAUCUCUCUCCUUUCUUUCUUUAGAAAUCUACAGUUGCUUCCUUACCAACUUAAUAAAACCCACCGAAUCAUCCUACUUUAUGCACACUCUCUUUCUUCUUCUACUCUCUCUCUCUCUUUAUACAUAUAUAUACACACAUUUAAGAAAUCAAGAAAUGAAUACCAAGAUUGGCUCAGAUACUCGUUUUGACCAAAGAAUGGAGGUGAAAUCGGCUGAUGAAUCUACCCAAGAACAAGAACAACAGCAGAAGCAGAAGCAGGAGCAGCAGCACUUUCAUGUAUUGGCAGUGGAUGAUAGUCUUCUUGACAGAAAGUUAUUAGAGAGGCUGCUUAGAGUUUCUUCUUACCAAGUGACUUGUGUGGACUCUGGAGAUAAAGCUUUAGAAUAUCUGGGAUUGCUUAAUAACCUAGAAAAUGCAACUACAGCUUCUUCUUCUUCUUCUUCAUUCUCUCAAUCAGCACCACCACCACCACCACCACAACAACAACAACAAGAGGGAAUGAAAGUCAAUUUGAUCAUGACAGACUAUUGCAUGCCUGGAAUGAGCGGUUAUGACUUACUCAAAAGAGUCAAGGGUUCUCCUUGGAAAGAUGUUCCAGUCGUGGUUAUGUCAUCAGAAAAUAUACCUUCAAGAAUUAGCAUGUGCUUGGAAGGAGGAGCUGAGGAAUUCCUGUUGAAGCUUGUUCAGUUAUCAGAUGUGGAGAAGCUUCAGACACACCUUCUAAAAUCUCUCGACCAUUCUUGUAAAGAAGUUGAUAACAAUGGAAGCAGCAACAGCAACAAGAACAGCAGCAACAGUAUUAGCAAGAGAAAGGCAAUGUCUCCAGAGCCUCCUGAGCGAAGACCUAAAAUGAAAGGGCUGGCUGUUGUAUAGUUUUCUAAUUAAUUAAGCUAAGAUGUAUUGGAGGGAUAUUUUUCUAAUUAUUAAUACAAGGCAUAUAUAUCAUCUGAGUGUUACCUUU